This is a messenger RNA of Humulus lupulus (European hop), 2532 nucleotides long. RefSeq lists its product as uncharacterized. Lineage: Eukaryota; Viridiplantae; Streptophyta; Magnoliopsida; Rosales; Cannabaceae. The transcript has a single exon. The record is from RefSeq and is a predicted model, not a curated record. Bases 1 to 2532 code for a protein of 843 amino acids.
AUGUAUAGGCUGGUUGCAAAAUUGAAGAGGUUAAGAGCUGUUUUGAGAUUUAUUAAUAAAGAAGGGAAAGGUGAUGUGUUUGUUAAAGAUACAGAGACCUUUUCUGAGUUGAUCAAAGUUCAAGAGAAGAUAAGAGAGCACCUAGGUGACAUUUCCUUUUUCCAUGAAGAGAUUACAGCCAGGAAGAAAUAUGUAGAGGCUCAUGAGGAUAUGGUUCAAUUUCUUAAACAGAAAGUGAAAAUUCAGUGGUUGAAAGAAGGGGAUCAAAACACGAAACUGUUUCAUAACAGUAUUAGAAGCAGAAGAAUUCAAAAUGCAAUCUAUUCUACUUGGGAUCUUCAAGGGAAUCGACAUGAUACUCAAGAUGGAGUCAGCCAUGCUUUUGAAGAAUAUUAUUUGGACUUGUUGGGAAUGAAAGUGGCGAGAAGGAAAUCAGUGAUUGCUAGUAUUGUUCAAGAAAGGCAGGUUAUUUCGGAAAGCCAAGCUGAGUUCUUGUUAAAGAGAUUUACCGAAGCUGAGGUUAAGGCUCUAGGACCUGAUGGGUAUAGAAGUGCUUUUUUCAAGCAUACAUGGGAUAUUACAGGUGUGGAUUUGGUUAAAGCAGUUCUUUCGUUUCUUCACUCGGGGAAAAUUUUAAAAGAAAUCAACACUACUACUAUCACACUCAUCCCUAAGACGAAAUGUCCUCAGAAUGUGAGUGAUUAUAGGUCGAUUGCCUACUGUAAUGUAGUGUAUAAAGUGGCCACUAAGAUGAUUUGUGCUAGGCUGAGAGAGGUUCUGCCCUCCAUCAUCUCAGAAAAUCAAAGUGGCUUUGUUAAAGGGAGGUUUAUAGCUCACAACAUCAUGAUUUGUCAAGAUUUAGUGAGGCAUUAUGGUAGGAAGAAUGCGCGUCCUGCUUGUUUUAUGAAAAUUGAUCUUCAAAAGGCUUAUGAUACCCUUGACUGGGACUUCUUACAAGAAAUGUUAGCGGCGCUUAAUUUUCCCAGCAAGUUUAUAGAGCUAAUUAUGGCUUGUGUGACAACACCUCAAUUUUCCUUCAUGAUAAAUGGAUCCAUUAAUGGAUAUCUGGCUUCCAAGAGGGGGUUACAUCAAGCGGAUCCAAUGUCUCCUCUGCUUUUUGUUAUUGGGAUGGAGUAUCUUUCAAGAAUCCUUGCCAAAGUGACGGAGCACCAGAGAUUUAGGUUCCACCCAAGAUGUGAGGGGUUGAGACUUACUCACCUUUGUUUUGCUGACGAUCUAUUAUUGUUCAGCAAAGGAGACUUUGAUUCAGCUCUUUUACUGUUAAAAGGUUUUCAACUAUUUUCAGAUAGGUCUAGUCUUAUUACAAACAAAGAUAAAUCAGCUAUAUAUGGAGCAUUGAUGCAAGAUGAGACUUGGGUUAGAUUGACUGAAAUGACUGGGUUCAAAAAAGGUCUCUUACCUUUCAAUUAUCUAGGGAUGAAGAUCAGCAACAAGCGUAUCACAAAGGCGGAUUGUGAGUGCUUGGUGGACAAAAUGAUGAUAAGAAUUCACACUUGGAGCACUCGAAACCUCUCAUUUGCUGGCAGGUGUGUUUUAAUUAACUCAGUCCUUUUUUCUAUUAAUACCUACUGGACUCAAAUAGUUAUUCUUCUGAAGGCUGUUGUGAAAAGAAUAAAUCAGCUUUGCCGAGCUUUCCUUUGGAAAGGUAGAGCUGAUUAUGAUGGGCCUGGACAAGUGGCUUGGGAGUAUACUUGUAAGACUAAAAAGAAUGGAGGUCUUGACUUUAGAGAUAUUGGUUUAUGGAAUAAAUGUGCAGUUGGUAAAUUUGUUUGGGCAAUUGAAAAAAAAGAAGAUAAUUUGUGGGUCAAAUGGUUUCACAAUGUGUAUUUGAAAGAGAAAGAGUGGUGGAGCUAUAAGCCUCCCUCUACUAGCAGCUGGUAUUGGUCUAAAAUAGUUCAGAUCAAGGAGGAGUUUCGAGCAGGUUUGGUUGCAGCUGAGUUCCGAAAGAAUACCUUUAGUAUAGCUUCCUUGUAUAGAAGUUUGAAGAGCUUGAAUGAGACCAAAUGGAACUACACUCUUUUAUGGAAUAGGAUGAGUAUUCCCAAGCAUAAGUUCAUUGCUUGGCUUGCUCUCAAGAAGAGAUUACAAACCAAAGACAAAUUGCUUCGUUUUGGAUUCAAUAUUGAUUCUUGCUGUGUGUUGUGUGGGCAGGUUAAUGAAACUCAUGAGCACAUUUUUUAUGGUUGUGCCUUUAGUACUAGGUGCAUUCAUGAGGUGUUGAACUGGAUGGGUAUUGGGACUAAUUUGUGCCAGCUUCGUGGUAUAGUGAAUUGGGUUAGGCGUUGUGGGCAUUCCAAUUGUCGAAGGCGGACGUACUUAUGUGCGAUUACUGCAAGUGUGUAUCAUAUUUGGUGCUCUAGGAAUGAUGCUUUAUGGAAUUCUAAAUCUCCAAUAGUCACAAAUGUAAUUAGAAAUAUAAAAAGAGAAAUCUGUAAUAGAUUUGCUUUCAUAGAUACAAAAGGCUUUAGCAAAGAGGAUAUGGAUUGGGUGGGGCAAUUACAUUGUAAUUAA